This is a messenger RNA of Castor canadensis (American beaver), 1416 nucleotides long. Its product is annotated as sperm motility kinase 2B-like. NCBI's taxonomy places the organism in Eukaryota, Metazoa, Chordata, Mammalia, Rodentia, Castoridae. The record is from RefSeq and is a predicted model, not a curated record. Gene Ontology annotation, biological process: protein phosphorylation; intracellular signal transduction. Gene Ontology annotation, molecular function: ATP binding; protein serine/threonine kinase activity. Gene Ontology annotation, cellular component: cytoplasm.
AUGCCUCAAGCAUUGUGUCCCAGCAGGGAUCAGGAGCUGACAUCACGGCACCCUCUCAGUGCCAGCUCCACUCAUGCAGAGAUCUUUAAGUCUCAGUAUAGGGUCAUAGGCGAAGGCUGUUUUGGCUGUGUGAAGCUUGCCUACCACCGCCUCACAGGGACCCCGGUGGCGGUGAAAGUGCAGCAGAAGGGAAGGAGAGACCCUGUCAUUGCAUCUGAAAUAUCGAUAAUGAAGACACUGUACCACCCCAACAUCAUCAGACUGUUUCAGGUGAUGGAAACAGUGGACCAUGUCUACCUGGUCAUGGAACAUGUCAACGGACAGCAGCUCCAACAGCACAUCAUAGAGGCCCAACGCCUGUGUGAGGAGGAGGCCCGUGGCAUUUUCAAGCAGUUAGUGUGUGCAGUCAAAUACUGUCACGAUGGAGGCAUUGUGCACAGAGACCUGAAAGCUGACAACAUCCUGCUAGAUGCCCAAGGCAAAGCGAAGGUCACUGACUUUGGCCUUGGCACCAGGUACUCCUUUGGGCAGAGCCUGACAGAUUGGUGUGGUGCUUUUAGAUACUGGGCACUUGAACUCUUCCUGCGCCUACCCUAUGAUGGCCGAAAGGUGGACGUCUGGAGCCUAGGUAUUGUCCUCUACUAUAUGGUGACGGGAGCCUUGCCCUUUACAGGGGAGACUGUUUUGCAGGUGCGGUGGGCAGUCCUGAAAUUAAGGUAUGACAUACCCAGAUACCUUUCUAUGGGCUUGAGAAAUAUCAUAGUUCAGAUGCUCACGAAAAACCCUAGUGAGAGGCCCUCUCUAGACCACAUUGUGGGGCACCCUUGGCUAAGGCAAGGGGAGGAAGGGUCACCUAGUCCUGCUGUUGAGACUCUGCCCAAACGCCUGGACCCUGCAAUUCUGGCAGCCAUGUGUGACCUGGGUUAUUAUCCAGGUGAUAUAUAUCAGUCUCUACUACAGAGAAAAUUUGAUGAGGCGAUGGCCACCUACCUCCUCUUGAGAGAACAGGUGUGCCAGAGGAUUAGAUUCAAUGCCUGCAUUAAGCCUCCAGUGUGCCCAGAGAUUGUGCCUACCCCAUCCCGCAGACCCUUCCACCUUCGCUCCUCCACUAAGGAGGAGAGCCAGUGCACCUGCCCUUCUUCCAACUUCACCUUGUCCUCUGAAGAUGAGAAGGCAGGACACAGGGGCAGAAGAAGAUCCAGCAUGCCUAACAUUGCCAUCUCCAUCCUGCCAAGGAGGAUCCCCACCACAGGCGUAAUCCCCCAGCCUGGUCCUGAGGCUGUCACACCCCCCAGGAAUGUGGAGAGUGGUAUGUUCUGUGAGGGCAUGUCCUCCAAAGAACAUGCCUUUACUGGUGGGCAACCCCAUGAUGGGGUCGCAACCUCUAUCAGCGACAAUAUCCCAGACUGGAAGAGG